UCUUUCUAUUUGAAUUCAUUUCAAAUUGUUCGAGUUCAAAAUAACGCAGUUUCACCCUCUCUACCAUUUCCUCAUUUUCCUUCUACUUUCUAACCCUUUUCCUUUCAUCCCCUCCGCAAAAAUGACAACACCAGAAUCCAAAGCCAACAGCGAGUCUUCAGAGCUGAAACGCCCAAAUGAAUUCAGCGAGUUGGAUUCGUCAUCGAAGAAAAGGUUGAAAACGGAGGACGAAUUGAAGACGCAGAAUACGGAAUCGGGGAAUAAUGGGCUGAAUACUACUUUAGAAGCAGAUGCAGCUGAAGAUAAAGGGUCAAGGCAUACUAUGGAGGAUACUUGGGUUGUGCUUCCCGAUGCCACCUCCGAAUCCCCCGGAUUUUUGAGAUGCGCGUACUUUGCGAUAUAUGAUGGGCAUGGUGGCCGAUUAGCUGCUGACUAUGCACAGAAGCAUCUGCACAAGAAUGUGCUUUCAGCUGGCUUACCACGGUUCCGGAAAACUGAUGAGGCUCUCCUUCAGGAAAGUGUUGCAGAUGGAUGGCAAGAUGGUGCUACAGCUGUAUGCACGUGGGUAUUGGGACAAACAGUAUUUAUUGCUAAUAUUGGCGAUGCAAAGGCCGUGGUAGCAAGAUCAACUGCAGCAGAAGGUUCAGAUAGCUCAAGUCCAUUAAAGGCCAUUGUUUUGACAAGAGAACACAAAGCCAUAUAUCCACAAGAACGAGCACGCAUUCAGAAGGCUGGUGGAUCUAUCAGCUCAAAUGGACGAUUGCAGGGGCGGCUUGAAGUUUCUAGAGCCUUUGGAGAUAGGCAGUUCAAGAAGGUGGGCGUUAUUGCAAUUCCCGAUGUUCAUUCAUUUGACCUUACUGAGAGAGAUCACUUUAUAAUUCUUGGAUGUGAUGGCUUGUGGGGGGUGUUUGGACCAAGUGAUGCUGUUGACUUUGUUCACAAGCUGUUGAAGGAAGGGUUACCAGUAACGACAGUAAGCAGGCGUCUUGUGCGAGAAGCUGUACGUGAACGCUGCUGCAAAGAUAACUGCACUGCAAUUGUCAUUGUUUUCAGGAAGCAAUAGCUAUAAGUAGCCAAUUUCUCACUUGUUUCUACAGUGGUGUUUGUUUCUUUUUCUUUCAUUGUUUUCUUUUUUUGUAAUGUAAUAUCAAUGUUUGUCCUAUGUGGCUACGUUUUUUUCUGAAACUCGUAUCUUGGUAAGUUGCGUUUGCAGCUUGCUCAUCAUUUGACAUGCCUCGAAUAGGAGCCAAAACUUUUUUAGUGUUCUAUCGCACAAUUAAGUAAUUUCCCUUGUUGGACUUGGCAUACAAGGAUGCAGACAUCUAUGGAUGUUCCCUUCUACAUGUCUUCGUUAUUUGUCAAAACUCUUCAAUUCCAUUAUUUUGCACCUA
Molecule: messenger RNA, 1391 nt
Organism: Erythranthe guttata (spotted monkey flower)
Lineage: Eukaryota; Viridiplantae; Streptophyta; Magnoliopsida; Lamiales; Phrymaceae
Source: RefSeq, a predicted model, not a curated record